AUGGCCCCCGCCCGGGGCCGCCUGCCCCCCGCGCUCUGGCUCGUCACGGCCGCGGCGGCGGCGGCCACCUGCGUGUCCGCGGCGCGCGGCGAAGUGAACUUGCUGGACACAUCGACCAUCCACGGGGACUGGGGCUGGCUCACGUAUCCCGCUCAUGGGUGGGAUUCCAUCAACGAGGUGGAUGAGUCCUUCCGUCCCAUUCACACGUACCAGGUGUGCAACGUCAUGAGUCCCAACCAGAACAACUGGCUGCGCACGAGCUGGGUGCCCCGUGAUGGCGCCCGGCGAGUCUACGCCGAGAUCAAGUUCACCCUGCGAGAUUGCAACAGCAUGCCCGGCGUGCUGGGUACGUGCAAGGAGACCUUCAACCUCUACUACCUGGAGUCCGACCGAGAUCUGGGCGCCAGCACGCAGGAAAGCCACUUCCUCAAGAUAGACACGAUCGCGGCCGAUGAAAGCUUCACGGGCGCCGACUUGGGUGUGCGGAGGCUCAAACUGAACACGGAGGUGCGAGGCGUGGGCCCGCUCAGCAAGCGUGGAUUCUACCUGGCCUUCCAGGACAUCGGCGCCUGCCUGGCCAUCCUCUCGCUCCGUGUCUACUACAAGAAGUGCCCUGCCAUGGUGCGCAACCUGGCAGCCUUCUCGGAGGCGGUGACGGGGGCUGACUCGUCCUCGCUCGUGGAGGUGCGGGGUCAGUGCGUCCGACACUCAGAGGAGCGGGACACACCCAAGAUGUACUGCAGCGCUGAGGGCGAGUGGCUGGUGCCCAUCGGCAAGUGUGUGUGCAGCGCGGGCUACGAGGAGCGGCGGGAUGCCUGUGUGGCCUGUGAGCUGGGCUUCUACAAGUCGGCCCCCGGGGACCAGCUGUGUGCUCGCUGCCCUCCCCACAGCCACUCGGAGACGCCCGCUGCCCAGGCCUGCCGCUGUGACCUCAGCUACUACCGCGCAGCCCUGGACCCGCCGUCCGCCGCCUGUACCCGGCCUCCUUCGGCACCAGUGAACCUGAUCUCCAGUGUGAACGGGACGUCUGUGACCCUGGAGUGGGCUCCUCCUCUGGACCCAGGCGGGCGCAGUGACAUCACUUACAAUGCUGUGUGCCGCCGCUGCCCUUGGGCCCUGAGCCACUGUGAGGCGUGCGGGAGUGGCACCCGCUUUGUGCCACAGCAGACAAGCCUGGCACAGGCCAGCCUGCUGGUGGCCAACCUGUUGGCUCACAUGAACUACUCCUUCUGGAUUGAGGCUGUCAAUGGUGUGUCCAACCUGAGCCCUGAGCCACACAGCGCGGCGGUCGUCAACAUCACCACGAACCAGGCAGCCCCGUCCCAGGUGGUGGUGAUCCGGCAGGAGCGGGCCGGACAGACGAGUGUGUCCCUGCUGUGGCAGGAGCCAGAGCAGCCCAAUGGCAUAAUCCUGGAAUACGAGAUCAAGUACUACGAGAAGGACAAGGAGAUGCAGAGUUACUCCACCCUCAAGGCUGUCACCACCCGCGCCACCGUGUCAGGCCUCAAGCCCGGCACGCGCUACGUGUUCCAGGUCCGAGCCCGCACCUCGGCAGGCUGCGGCCGCUUCAGCCAGGCCAUGGAGGUGGAGACCGGGAAACCCCGGCCCCGCUACGACACGCGGACCAUCGUGUGGAUCUGCCUGACGCUCAUCACGGGCCUGGUGGUGCUUCUGCUGCUGCUCAUCUGUAAGAAGAGGCACUGUGGCUACAGCAAGGCCUUCCAGGACUCGGACGGGGAGAAGAUGCAUUACCAGAACGGGCAGGCACCCCCACCUGUCUUCCUGCCCCUGAACCACCCCCCAGGGAAGUUCCCAGAGCCCCACACCUAUGAGGAGCCAGGCCGGGCAGGCCGCAGUUUCACCCGAGAGAUCGAGGCGUCAAGGAUCCAUAUUGAGAAGAUCAUUGGCUCGGGGGAGUCGGGAGAAGUCUGCUAUGGAAGGCUGCGGGUGCCGGGCCAAAGCGAUGUGCCGGUGGCCAUCAAAGCCCUCAAAGCUGGCUACACGGAGAGACAGCGGCAGGACUUCCUCAGCGAGGCCGCCAUCAUGGGCCAGUUCGAGCACCCCAACAUUAUCCGCCUUGAGGGUGUCGUCACCCGAGGCCGCCUGGCAAUGAUCGUGACCGAGUACAUGGAGAAUGGCUCCCUGGAUGCCUUCCUGAGGCAGACCCACGACGGACAGUUCACCAUCGUGCAGCUGGUGGGCAUGCUCCGAGGAGUGGGCGCUGGCAUGCGCUACCUCUCAGACUUGGGCUACAUCCACCGCGACCUGGCUGCCCGCAACGUCCUGGUGGAUGGCCGCCUGGUGUGCAAGGUGUCAGACUUUGGACUUUCAAGAGCGCUGGAGGAUGACCCUGACGCUGCCUACACCACUGCCGGAGGGAAGAUCCCCAUCCGCUGGACAGCGCCCGAGGCCAUCGCCUUCCGCACCUUCUCCUCGGCUAGCGACGUGUGGAGCUUUGGCGUCGUCAUGUGGGAGGUGCUGGCCUACGGCGAGCGUCCAUACUGGAACAUGACCAACCAGGACGUCAUCAGUUCGGUGGAGGAAGGCUACCGGUUACCCGCGCCCAUGGGCUGUCCGCGGGCCUUGCACCAGCUCAUGCUGGACUGCUGGCACAAGGACCGGGCGCAGCGGCCACGCUUCUCUCAUGUCGUCAGCGUCCUUGACGCUCUGAUCCACAGCCCUGAAAGCCUCAGGGCCACGGCCACGGUUGGCAGGUGCCCGCCACCUGCUUUUGCCAGGAGCUGCUUUGACCUCCGAGGAGGUGGAGGCGGGGACCUCACGGUGGGGGACUGGCUGGACUCCAUCCGCAUGGGCCGGUACCGGGACCACUUCGCCGCUGGCGGGUACUCUUCCCUCGGCAUGGUGCUACGCAUGAACGCCCAGGAUGUGCGUGCACUGGGCAUCACCCUUAUGGGCCACCAGAAGAAGAUACUGGGCAGCAUCCAGACCAUGAGAGCCCAGCUGAGCAGCACCCAGGGACCCCGCCGGCACCUCUGACUCAUGGCCGCUUGGCUCUGGUCACGCUAGCUGGCAGAGGUCCUGCAGGGCCACCAAACAGUCAGGGGAACCCUAGGUCUCUUCUCAUCUUCAGCUGCCUCUCGGGCACUAAGGAGUCCAGGGCUGUGCCGCAGAACCUAGAGUUUCAUGGGCCAGAUACCUGGAAAGGGACCCUGGAUGCCCCAGGUGGUCAGGAUCCCUGCCUUCAUGAGACAUGGGACCUUGUGUCUUGCAGAGCCUGAGUCCUCGACACCAGAGACCAACAGAAAGAAACAUCACUCACCUGCUUCCGUGCGCGUGUGCUUGGGGGCGUGACCGUAUGAGUGGCCUGCAGCAGAGGUGUACUGUCACAGAUGAGAACAGUGUGUGGUUACCUGUCUGUGGCCCCAGUCAGGCCCCAGUACCUUUGUGAACAGGUCACCUGGCACGUGCUUUUCCAUCAAGGCAGGAGCCACACACGUGUGACCAUGUGUCACGAAUGAGGUGUGUGUGGCAAGAUGUGAGCAGGGACCCUGACCUGACGCUGCCUGGGUCCCGGUGCCCAGGUCCCAUGUGGGGACCCGGCAGAGGCCCCACCUCCUUUCCCCACCCAUGUCUGGAGGCUCUAAAUUGCACCAGCACGAGGCCCAUCAACCAGCCCACCUGGAUGAGCCCACCCCUAGCUGGACUCAGGACUGGGCUUCUCUCCUACUUUGGGGGGGGCACCUGCAACCUCUGCCGGCUCCCCCUGCUGCUCAACAGGAAAACAGGGUUCCUGGCCAGUCUCUGGUCACCUUUCUCAGAAGCAUCACCGCAGAGGGUUCAAGUUGCCCUCAGAGGGGGCUUGGCUGCCUGGCCAGGGCCAGGGCUAUGGACUCCCGUGUCUGAUGCCCUUCCCAAUCUCUCACUGUCUCCCCCCCCCCCCACCGCACCCAACCAUCUGGGCUGGAUUCAGGAGCUCAGGACCCAACUUCUCAACCUCAGGCCCACCCAUUCUUGUACCACCAGGGUGAGGCCUUGCCAGAGGUCAUGUGACAACCAAGUUGGACCCAUCCCCUCCUCCUGGCCCAGGUCCCUCCUCCCCCACACCACUCCACAGUGGGAAAGCUGGAACGGAAGGGGCCUGGGAAGCCCCUCCCCACUGGCUGACCCUCCCCGCUUACGGCCCACCAGGGUAUGUAAAUAUGUUUUUUCUACCAUGUCAGAAUAUUUUUUUUGUCACUCCUGACAAUGCAAAAAUGGUCUUCAAAGCACAUAAAAAGCACCCCGGGUGAGAAAGCCCCCAUCCCGGGGAAGGCAGGCCCAAGGAAGCCAGCCCCCAGAGGGAGGGGCGGCCCACUCCCCGCCCCUGCCGAGCCCCGCCCCCAGCCCGCACAGCUGCGGGGCGUGGAGACACCAGCACUGAGCCCCCUCCCUCCUGCAAUAAUUCGGGGGUCUCAGCCCCGCCCAGGUGCCGUGGCCAGCUCUCGCGCCUCUAUAUAUUAUAGUACUAUAUAGCCGAGCUGCCCUUCCUUCCUAUGGAAGUGGGAAACAAGGUCAGGACACGAGCAGGGGACUCUGUCUUCCACCCCACCCCACUCCACCCUACUCACCUGCUUUCUGGGCUUGGGAUCCUCAGGCACAGCCCCCCUCCCCCCACCAAUGUGGAGUCCCUCUCAGGGCUCCCGCUGUCUGCCUCUCUGUGGUCCCCAUCCCAAAUCUGGAAGUUACCUACAACGAGAAUAAAUUCUGCCUCAUCUUUGUC
Molecule: messenger RNA, 4720 nt
Organism: Jaculus jaculus (lesser Egyptian jerboa)
Lineage: Eukaryota; Metazoa; Chordata; Mammalia; Rodentia; Dipodidae
Gene: Epha8
Product: EPH receptor A8
Exons: 17
Coding region: 1-2997 (998 amino acids)
Biological process (GO): cell surface receptor protein tyrosine kinase signaling pathway; protein phosphorylation; axon guidance
Cellular component (GO): plasma membrane; neuron projection
Molecular function (GO): protein binding; ATP binding; transmembrane-ephrin receptor activity
Source: RefSeq, a predicted model, not a curated record